This is a messenger RNA of Papaver somniferum (opium poppy), 1947 nucleotides long. Its product is annotated as exosome complex component RRP42-like. Gene Ontology annotation, cellular component: cytoplasmic exosome (RNase complex); nuclear exosome (RNase complex). NCBI's taxonomy places the organism in Eukaryota, Viridiplantae, Streptophyta, Magnoliopsida, Ranunculales, Papaveraceae. Gene Ontology annotation, biological process: nuclear mRNA surveillance; exonucleolytic trimming to generate mature 3'-end of 5.8S rRNA from tricistronic rRNA transcript (SSU-rRNA, 5.8S rRNA, LSU-rRNA); U1 snRNA 3'-end processing. The coding region runs from base 845 to 1705 and encodes 286 amino acids. The record is from RefSeq and is a predicted model, not a curated record. The transcript is spliced from 9 exons.
UUCUCUAGUGAGGGAGUUCCAUCACCCGAUCUGGGAAGGGAAAGAAGAUGAAUAGCUAGAAUUUGACCAAUAGAUUUGGUGAUCUAUUUUGUUUUUAAACGUUUUUCAAUAACUACUUCUCUGCAGCAAAGAGAGAGAGGUGUUUAAGUGUAUUUAGUCGAUCUUGUUGCUAUAAUCUUCCAAGAACUAAGUACUAAAAUUCAUUUGUGCUGAUGAUUUUAAAAAUCAUGAUCAAUUAUAGUACCUGAGUUCUUUGACACCCAUUACAACCAUCUCUAUGCAAAUCCUAGUUCAGAAGGCACCAAGAUACAUCUGCGCGAACCCUAAAUGCACAAGAUCUUCUUUACAACAACUGAGAAUGAGAUUGGCGUUUCUUAAUACAAAGAACCACAUGGUUUCUGUCACAUGAACUGGGUUUAAACCCAAAACCGAUUGACCCGUAAAUUGAACGGGCGGAGUUGGUUAUGAAAAUAAAAAUCCGCUAUAGCUGAGUUGGUAGUUGGUGUUAGAUGAAACUCGACCCGCCCGACACAUGUGCAGCUCUAAUCGUAGGCGUAUAAUACAAAAAUAGUUGGGUGGAAUAUCCUUUUCUUAUGUUUUGUUCCUCUGCGAAUUGGGGUGAAGCUAUUUCAAGGUUUUAGGCGUGGGGUUUAUGAGUGGGAGAGACGGAAGGAAAAAAGAGAGAAAACAAGAGAAGAAUCAUUGUUCGCCUUCAGAAAUUUCUCUGUGAAUUAGUAAACCCUAAAUCUCAUAUUAAAGAGUAGUUAGCUACAGGAAGGAAGAAGUGAAGUGCCUCCUUAUCUGCAACAAGUAAAUUCUAGGGUUCAUUUUUAUUGUUAUAGCAAUGGUGGGAUUAUCAUCUGGAGAGAAACAUUUCAUACAAGGCGGGAUUGCUCAAGAUCUCCGAUCUGAUGGGCGUAAAAGAUUAACGUAUCGUCCCAUUUCUAUUGAAACUGGAGUCAUCCCUCAGGCAAAUGGUUCCGCACGCGUUAGGGUAGGUGCAACUGAAGUUAUUGCCAGUGUCAAGGCAGAACUUAGUAAGCCUAAUCCGCUUCAACCUAACAAAGGAAAAGUUUCUAUAUUUGUUGAGUGUAGCCCUACAGCAGCUCCCAUGUUUCAGGGCAGAGGAGGUGAAGAGUUGUCAGUGGAGCUCUCAGUUGCCCUUCAGAGAAGCUUUUUGGGUGGUAAAAGUGGAGCAGGAGCUGGAAUCAAUCUAUCAUCUCUUAUUGUGGUGGAGGGGAAGAUAUGUUGGGACCUCUAUAUAGAUGGCCUUGUACUUAGUUCAGACGGGAAUUUAUUGGAUGUAUUAGGUGCUGCCAUCAAGGCUGCCUUGAGCGAUACAGGCAUUCCGAAGGUCAAUGUUAAUGCUGCCACAUCUCCUGAGGAACCAGCAGAGGUUGACAUAAGUGACGAAGAAUUUUUCAAGUUUGACACUUCAGGAGUGCCCGUCAUAGUAACUUUGACAAAGGUCGGUAGGCAUUACAUUGCAGAUGCAACCUCGGAAGAGGAAUCCCAAAUGAGUUCUGCAAUUUCCUGUUCCAUCAACAAGCAUGGGAAUAUAUGUGGCUUGACGAAACGUGGAGGUUCAGGUUUAGAUCCAAGUGUGAUUCUUGACAUGAUAUCUGUUGGUAAACAUGUAAGUGAACAACUAAUGAUGGAAUUGGAUUCAAAAAUUUCUGCAGCAGAAGCUUGUGAAACCGAAUAGUGAUUAGUAUUUUACAGCAAUGUAUUGUAAUCGUUACAUUAAACAGGGAUGGAAAGAUGAUAGCUAGGUUAUACUAACUUCUGUAGGUUUCGGUUUGACCAUAUCUGUAUGGAAAUGAGCAUUUUUUUGAGAAGCUCCCUGAUUCAGUUAAUGGGAUUUUUUUUGAUGCAUCUCUAGUUGCAUUAACUUGAAAAGGGAAGGAGAAAUUGAAAUGCUUUAUAUGGAGUUUACCUUUUUACCUA